AUGGCCAGGACAGUUGCAAGAACUAUGGCAGCUCCGUUGAUGUUCAUCAACUUGGUCAUGUAUUUGAUAGUGUUAGGUUUUGCGAGCUGGUGUCUGAAUAGGUACAUCAAUGGCCAAACUGCUCAUCCAAGCAUGGGAGGAAAUGGGGCAACUGGUCACUUCUUGACAUUCUCUAUACUGGCUGCCGUGCUUGGAAUAGUGUCAAAAAUAGCAGGCGGCAAUCACCUCCGCGCAUGGAGGAACGACAGCCUUGCCGCUGCCGGCUCAUCUUCCAUAGUUGCGUGGGCGGUCACUGCACUCGCUUUUGGUUUGGCGUGCAAGGAAAUAAACAUAGGAGGAUGGAGAGGUUGGCGGCUGAGGGUGCUCGAGGCUUUUGUUAUAAUACUCGGAUUCACCCAAUUGCUCUACGUGUUGUUGCUCCAUGCCGGGUUUCUCAGCAGCAGAUAUGGGCCCGGGUAUAGGGAUGCGGAUUACCCGAUGGGCCAACUUGGUGCCGACCCGCGCCCAAAAGCUGGAGUUACCGGCACUGGGGUCUGA
This is a messenger RNA of Striga asiatica, 537 nucleotides long. Lineage: Eukaryota; Viridiplantae; Streptophyta; Magnoliopsida; Lamiales; Orobanchaceae. The record is from the annotation of a GenBank genome assembly.